AUGGAAUUAUCUCCAGUGGAGGCCAAAUUUUUAGGUCCAGUUGUGUUAGAGGUGCCGCAUUUCGGUUCUUUGCGUGAUAAGGAACGUGAAAUCAUAAUUUUGCGCUCCGACAAUGGAGAUAGUUGGCGAGAGCAUACUUUAUACGAUAGUGAUCAGGAUCUACUGCCUAUAGCUAGUUUCUCGGAUGAUCGUACGGUUAAAUUAUGGGACAUUGGGACUGAGAAAACUACGCUUACUUUUGCAGAGCAUGAGGAUUAUGUGCGCGCUGGCGCGGUAAAUCCCAUGUCACCAGACACAUUAAUAUCCGGUGGUUACGACGGUAAAAUUAAGAUGUAUGACACUGAGAUAGCGAAGAGCCGCGAUGUUGAGGUACUCGAAGACCAAGAUAUUUAUUUGGAAUUUGCAGGCAAUUUGGUACCAGUGCUAAAAUCAGCGUUAAUACGCUGCAGCUAUGUUUGUCGACGUUUUGGUAGAUGUGCCAGUGAUGAGUCGCUUUGGACGCGUCUGGACUUAGGAGGACGGCAUUUGCGGGCUGGUGCCCUGGAAAGUAUAUUAACACGCGGUGUAGUAAUUCUACGUUUAGCGCAACAGGCGGCAGCGCCACAUUCACUCGAACAACAAGGCACAUUUGUGCAGGACGAACCGACGAUUGCAACGUGCCAAGUUCCAGUUGUUGUGUCAGAUGUGAAAGCGACUUUACCGUCAACUGCAACCACUACAACCACAACUGGCGGCAGCCCGCAACGCAGUUCAAAGCAGCCAACAAAGUGUAACGCCCCCGUGACUACUUCAAAAUCAACCCCGGCAGCCACCAGCCGUGAAAUACCGAUUGCUGCGAAAUCAGGCUCACCAAAACACCGUAAAGUAAUCGCAACAGCUAGUGCAGUUACAAGCGGCGCCAUGCCCCAGCGCUCCAACAGCAAUGCGCGGUAG
Messenger RNA from Rhagoletis pomonella (apple maggot), 933 nucleotides. RefSeq lists its product as uncharacterized. The coding region runs from base 1 to 933 and encodes 310 amino acids. The record is from RefSeq and is a predicted model, not a curated record. NCBI's taxonomy places the organism in Eukaryota, Metazoa, Arthropoda, Insecta, Diptera, Tephritidae. Gene Ontology annotation, cellular component: nucleolus. Gene Ontology annotation, biological process: rRNA processing; positive regulation of transcription by RNA polymerase I. The transcript is spliced from 2 exons. Gene Ontology annotation, molecular function: protein binding.